Messenger RNA from Dicentrarchus labrax (European seabass), 7344 nucleotides. RefSeq names its product eph receptor A7 (gene epha7). Lineage: Eukaryota; Metazoa; Chordata; Actinopteri; Moronidae. The coding region runs from base 102 to 3182 and encodes 1026 amino acids. The transcript is spliced from 17 exons. Gene Ontology annotation, cellular component: plasma membrane; neuron projection. Gene Ontology annotation, biological process: axon guidance; protein phosphorylation; cell surface receptor protein tyrosine kinase signaling pathway. Gene Ontology annotation, molecular function: transmembrane-ephrin receptor activity; ATP binding; protein binding. The record is from RefSeq and is a predicted model, not a curated record.
CGGAUUGUUGUACAUAGAGCCGGUUUAGUGUCGUCAAUGGGAAGCACGCGAGACGGUGGCAAAGCGAGUUACGGUCUACAUUGAAAACCCGCGGCUGCACCAUGCUCUCCAGGUCCAUCCCGUAUCUGUGGAUUACAGUUUGCCUUCAUGUAUUCUGUCACGUAGACAGCGGGGAAGCGCAGAAUGCGAAGGAAGUGAUUCUGCUGGACUCCAAGGCACAGCAGACAGAACUGGAGUGGAUCUCCUAUCCUCCCAAUGGGUGGGAAGAGAUCAGCGGCUUGGACGAGAACUACACUCCCAUUCGCACGUACCAGGUUUGCCAAGUCAUGGAGCCCAAUCAGAAUAACUGGCUUCGGACUAACUGGAUAGAGAAGGGCAAUGCCCAGAGAAUUUUUGUGGAACUGAAGUUCACCUUGAGGGAUUGUAACAGCCUACCUGGUGUGGUGGGCACAUGCAAGGAGACGUUCAACUUGUAUUACCAGGAAACAGAUUCCGAGGUGGGCAGGAGCUUACGAGAGAACCAGUAUGUGAAAAUUGACACGAUCGCCGCGGAUGAAAGCUUCACCCAGGGUGACUUGGGCGAGAGGAAGAUGAAGCUGAAUACAGAAGUACGCAUAAUUGGCCCCCUGUCCAGGCGUGGCUUCUACCUGGCCUUCCAGGAUGUAGGGGCGUGCAUCGCCCUGGUCUCUGUCAAAGUGUAUUACAAGAAGUGCUGGUCUAUCAUCGAGAACCUGGCCACGUUCCCAGACACUGUGACGGGGUCGGAGUUCUCUUCGCUGGUGGAGGUCGAGGGCAUGUGCGUGAGCGACGCCGAGGAGGAGGCCGACAACUCUCCCAAGAUGCACUGCAGCGCCGAAGGGGAAUGGCUGGUGCCCAUUGGGAAAUGUAUAUGCAAGGCUGGAUUUCAUCAGAAGGGGGACGCGUGUGAACCGUGCGGCCGUGGUUUCUACAAGUCUUCCUCCCAGGACCUUCAGUGCUCUCGCUGUCCGGCACACAGCUUCAACGACCGCGAGGGCUCCUGGCGCUGCGACUGUGAGGACGGCUACUACCGAGCCCUCUCUGACCCUCCGUCUGUGGCCUGCACGAGACCUCCCUCAGCGCCACAGAACAUAGUCUACAACAUCAACCAGACCACCGUUAACCUGGAGUGGGGCCCGCCGGCUGACACGGGCGGCCGCAACGACGUCACCUACAGGGUUAUAUGCCGGCGUUGCAGCUGGGAACCAGAGGAGUGCGUUCCAUGUGGGCCCAAUGUGGGAUACUCUCCCGCGCAGUCAGGAUUAGUGGACACUUACGUGACCAUCGUGGACCUGCUCGCCCACGCCAACUACACUUUUGAGGUGGAGGCUGUCAACGGGGUGUCGGACCUGAGCCGCACACAGAGGCUGUUUGCGGCGGUUAGCAUCGCCACUGGUCAAGCAGCUCCGUCCCAGGUCAGCGAGGUCAUCAAGGAGAAAGUGCAGCAGCGCAGCAUCCAACUCUCCUGGCAGGAGCCCCACCAACCCAAUGGCGUCAUCACAGAGUACGAGAUCAAAUACUACGAAAAAGAUCAGAAGGACCGAAUCUACUCCACGGUGAGGUCCAAGUCCACAUCAGCCACAGUGAACAACCUGAAGCCCAGCACGGCCUACGUGUUCCAGAUCAGGGCCUUCACAGAGGCAGGGUACGGCACCUAUGGGCCCAGAUUAGAGAUAACCACCAAGGAGGAGGCCACAGCUGCGAUUGUCUCGAGCGAGCAGAACCCCGUCAUCAUCAUCGCGGUGGUGGCAGUGGCGGGGACCAUCAUCCUGGUGUUCAUGGUGUUUGGCUUCAUCAUCGGGAGAAGGUACGCUCUCGCGGGCCCCAUUGACUCUCCGCUCCUGCACUGCGGGUACAGCAAAGCCGAUCAGGAGGGAGACGAGGAGCUCUACUUCCAGUUCAAAUUUCCAGGCACCAAAACCUACAUUGACCCUGAAACCUACGAGGACCCAAACAGGGCUGUCCAUCAAUUUGCCAAGGAGCUGGAUGCCUCCUGCAUUAAAAUUGAGCGGGUUAUUGGAGCAGGAGAGUUCGGGGAGGUGUGCAGCGGUCGGCUCAAGCUGCCCGGGAAGCGGGAUGUGUCGGUUGCAAUCAAGACUUUAAAAGUGGGCUACACGGAGAAGCAGAGGCGGGACUUCCUGUGCGAGGCCAGCAUAAUGGGGCAGUUUGACCACCCCAACGUCGUCCAUCUGGAGGGAGUCGUCACAAGAGGAAAACCAGUGAUGAUUGUCAUCGAGUACAUGGAGAACGGCUCAUUAGAUGCUUUCCUCAGGAAACACGACGGUCAGUUCACAGUCAUCCAGUUGGUGGGGAUGCUGCGGGGCAUAGCGGCAGGGAUGAGAUACCUCUCUGAUAUGGGAUACGUCCAUCGAGAUCUGGCUGCACGAAACAUCCUCGUCAACAGCAACCUCGUAUGUAAAGUGUCGGACUUCGGCCUGUCAAGGGUGAUAGACGACGAUCCCGAGGCUGUCUACACAACAACUGGGAAGAUGCAGGAUAUAAUGAAUUUGAUCUUUACUCCAGCCACUGACCUGCAUUUUACUGAACAGGGUGGCAAAAUACCUGUCCGAUGGACCGCGCCAGAAGCCAUACAGUAUCGUAAAUUCACCUCUGCAAGUGACGUGUGGAGUUAUGGCAUUGUCAUGUGGGAGGUCAUGUCCUAUGGGGAACGGCCUUACUGGGACAUGUCCAACCAAGACGUCAUAAAGGCAAUAGAGGAGGGCUACCGUCUUCCAGCCCCGAUGGACUGUCCACCAGGCCUGCAUCAGCUAAUGCUGGACUGCUGGCAGAAAGACAGAGCUGAACGUCCCAAAUUUGAUCAGAUAGUUGGCAUCCUUGAUAAGAUGAUCCGCAACCCUAACACCUUGAAAACCCCAGUGGGAACAUGUACAAGACCAAUUAGUCCACUGCUGGAUCAGAGCACACCAGACUUCACUGCUUUCCGCUCAGUGGGAGAGUGGCUGGAAGCCAUCAAGAUGGAGCGAUACAGAGACAACUUCACAGCAGCUGGCUACAGUUCCCUGGAAUCUGUGGCCAGGAUGUCAAUUGAGGACGUGAUGAGCUUGGGGAUCACGCUGGUGGGCCAUCAGAAAAAGAUCAUGAGCAGCAUACAGACUAUGAGAGCCCAGAUGCUGCAUCUCCACGGCACGGGUGUACAGGUGUGACGGACUGCGAAGGGGCCGCGUUGAGCAGGGUGAAAACAAAAACAGAACUUAUCUGGAGCAGUGCCUGGGACGUAACCGGGAUAAUCGUCAAAGUAAACGGACAUCUGUUAUGUCUGACUCUUCCGGCUGUGUCUGGAGCGAAAUCAUUCCUGUGUUCCUCAGUGAAGGAUUGUGGUCCGCCUCUUCGAUGGGCACUUAAAGAGAGGAAAAGGGCAAAAAACAGCAACAAAAAAAAGAACCUACCAGGAUGAGACGACUUCCUUUUUUUGUUUUGUUUUUUAGAAGCGCUUAUGAACUCAACCACAUAUCAAAUGGCGCAUAGGAAAGGAGUUUGACACUUAGGUUUCUUUGACUUAAUGAUUUAAGUGCACACCAUGGCUAUGGAUUUCCUUUGAAAUGAACAAAAAAAAAAACUUGUCUACUUGCAGUGGUUUUACUUGUUCCUUUUUCUAAUUUGUUAAUUUUCUUUCCGUCUGCCACAGUGACAUGUUGUGGCCCAAACAGCGGUUGUUCUUUUAUCUUCUAUUUAGACUUGACAACAGGGUAAACUCUUUUAUCCAAACACAGAAGGAACUUUUUAGAUGCAGACUCAAAGGUACUUACGUGCUGACACAUGCUGGACUGUUUGAACUGUUUGCAGUGACUCAUGUUUUCCUUCAUGUGCUGUUGAAGUGAAAAUGGUAUCCUCACAUGCUUGCUUUCAGCCCGCAGGAGUGGGCUUUUGACGUGUUUUUCAACCUUUCAAAUUUUUUUUUAAUAAGGAUUGAGUGUAACACCGAGGAGACGCAGGAGGCGAAUUGUACUUCAAAUCACCGGACUUUUAUAUCAGAGUAGCAAUAUCCUUUGUCUCGUGUUCACUACAGGAAACGCAGAACAGUGAUUGAGUAGAAUGUGGCAGCACUGUUGAAAGAUUGUUGAAAUUGAAGCCACCGCAAAUUGUUUUGCCAUCAUUUUGCCUAAAAUGUUGCACACAGUGUUUGUUUUGGUACAUUGUUUUAGCUGCAAAUACAAUUUUUAAGAGUGGAUACAAAAAAAGGUGUUGACGUAAUACUGCCUUAAAAUGUGUUAAAUUAAGUAUUGCCACUAUUUUAGGCACUUGAAUGGCAAUGCUUUAUGUGGUUCAUUUAAAGGGCGAAAAGCUUCCUACUUUUUUGUUUUCCUUGUAGUGUGAUGUGUUUUUAUCUGGAACUUGAACUGGUGUAAUCAAGUGCACGGGAACGGUUCAAUGCCACGAGUGACACAGUCAGCGAAGAAGAGAUGGACUAAACAGAGCAAUAAUUACCAGGUAGAAAUGGUCCUCACCUGAGAUUUUUUUUAAGGUGCUAGGUUUUAUCGCAUGUGUGUGCUGUGCUGAGACAACCCCUUUGGAAAGAUUCAGUCACCUCCGGAAAGGAAAAGAACGUAACUCUUUGACAUAAAAGUGGUUUGGAAAGUGCUUGGAAAACUGCCGUGCCAAGUCAUCAAAUGAAAUAAUCAUGUCGUGUUUUGCCACUGUAAUACGCUAAACGUUUGAUGUAAAUCUAACAUGGCACGGAAAUGUUGAAUUGAGUGGCUGCGGAGAUGAAAGAGGCACCAUUCGAAACACUACAAAGGUGCCAAUUAGUCAUGCUGACAUCAUCUUCCAACACCCAAUGUGCCGCCCAGAAAUCAAAAAGCCCCUUCAGGGUUUGGGUCUGAAAAUGCGGGACCAGACGACGGAGCCCGAGUCAGACUGCGCUGUUAAAUCCCACUGUCCUGGCUCUGUAGGCGGCCCUGCAGCUUCCUUGUUUAUUCAUGCGUCUCUGCCGCUCAUCCCCUCACAGGCGUAGAUGUGACGGAACAUGCAUUAAAGUGUCUCUUAAGAUUGCUCCUCUUUUCUUCCAUACGGCUCUGCAGAAGAUGUGCUAAAAGCCAAUCAACCCAUUCGGUGCCAUCUGUCUCCACCUCAAAUGCAAGAAAAGAAGAAAGUUUCCAUGUGGAGGGUGUUUUAGUGCAGCACUCUUUGAUAAGAACAUGCAGUUAUUCAGCUGUCAUGUAAAGAGGAGUGGUGUUCACAGGAGGAAACCAUUAUGACUUUUUCUUUUACUGCAGCUGUAACCUGAGAGAUAAAUCUAUAUUUUCAAAGCUACGCUCACUUCUUUCAGCUUUUUGCAUCUCAAAUGCAUAGAAAAAGCAUAAUCCCACCAGGAAGCAACCUUGAGCCAUUAAACCAUUAGCAGCUUUCUCCAUGCCCUCCAUUGUCUGAACAUCCACAUUAAGCCAGCCACAUUUGAGAAGACAUCGUUUUCUCUCCGUUUUGGCCCUCUGACCAGACUAAGCUGGUGUGAAGCCUUUUUAAAAAAGGUCUCCAAGGCAGAUAAAAAAAGGCAAGGGAAACUAGGAAGAUGUAAGCCCACCUAGACACUAUCAUUUGGGCAUAACCCUCGCUUUUAAGUUAAGUCAUCUUUUAAAGGGGUAGCCAAUAGUCCUAAAACAAAUGUAGAAAGCAGACACGCACGGUUGCAAAGACAGCACCGUCUGCCCAGUCAUAAAUUCUGAGUGCAUGCAGAAAAUAGUGAAAACUGCCCAUAACACUUUUUCAAAUUGUCCAAAAUCCGGACAUGUUCUAUUAACUAGCAUAGAGCACUACAGAAAUCUGCAAAUAUUCACAUUUGAGAAUACUGAACCAGUUAAGUGACUUAAAACUUUUGUCAAUUAUACAUUUUAUGUUCAUUUAUUCAUCACCUAAUUGUUUCCGCUCUAGAUUUCAUUGGUGCAGUUGUGUAGGAAUGACUGCCUUUUUAACAGGUAAUAUUGCUGUGACCACCAUUUUCUGACGACAAUAAAGUAAAGAAGGACAACAAACUGUAUUAAAACACUGUAUAAAUGAUCACAGAAAGCAGGAGGUUGAACUUACUCUGUCUGUGCCACGGGCAGUUUCGGUUUUCGCCAACCGAUAGAACACAGAGAUCUUAAAGGAAAUUACCUGAACAAGCUCAUGUGGAUGCAUGUCAUUGUUAGCUGUAAACUCUGUUUAAGUUAUCCAGCUUAGUCUGGACAUAGAUCCACUUUCACCUUUGUGAGGAGACACCAGGAACUAGCCCUGACCAGCUCGGAAACCCCUGUGUCACACACACCCUCCCCCUUUAUCCAUACAGCAGAGCUCAGCAAUUGGGCCUUGGCCAGACCUUUGAAUUGAAUACCGGCAUAAAGUCAUUCUGUCAGCACAAAACUCCCCAGUUCACAGGCAGCAUUCUCUCUCUCACCCCCACUCCCCCUCUCUGAUUUUAAAACCGGGCCCCUGGAGGCCUCUCACACACCAGGGUAGAAUGCCUCUGUCCCCUUUUUUCCUGUGCUGGGGAAACAGCAGUUUGAGCCAAAUUGAGAUUAAGGCCAGGAUACAAUCGAUUCAGCGUCCAAAUCACCUGUAACCUUCAGCAAAAAAAGUCACUUUACUGUCUGUUUCAGCUUGUUUCAUCCACGUUUUAAACUUCAGGUUGCUCAACUCUGGACAAAAGAAAAAGUUUUGUUGUGCAAAAAACACAAAAAAGAAUAAAAAAUUUAAAAAAGACAAAAAACCUGCAGGAUAGAGGGUCUGUUGGAAUCAGGAAUAGCAGAUAGAGUAUGAAGUUAUUUUUCAAAUCUUGUGGGUCAGCAGUUGGAAGUUAGUUUCACCACCUCGGCGAGGUGGUGGAUAAUUCCAAAGAGCGCAGCACUGUUGAUUGUGUCAGAAAGAGGCGAGAUUUGAGGGAAUCUUUGUAUAUGUUCUAAUUGUAAAACUUGUACAUUUUAUUUAUAUUGUUUUUUACACAUAUUACUCAGUAGAGAGCUCUGAAUACAUUGAAAAUGCACUAUAUUUUUCUAUCUCGCAGAUGAAUUAUUGUCACCCACAAGAUUUCAGUUGUACAUAAUUUUUUUCAUUUAGGACCAAAGACAGCUGAUAGGAUUUCCAUCUUUACUUUGACGUUGUUUUGAUUUGCCUUUUAGUUUGUUGUACAGUAAUAAAAAUUGUCAAUUUAUUAUUUAUUUUUCUGUGAUGAAAGUAUUGAGAAUAUUCACUGGUCAAAAGUAUUUUCCCCAACAGCAGAAAUGUAAGAUCAUUUAAUUAGACAAUUUCUUGUUACAUAGACAAUUCUUUUUGCUUUGUAACCUUUGUAAUAGACUGUACAUAUAUUUUUGGAAAUAUAAUACAAUCUCUAUAGAA